Platichthys flesus (European flounder) is the source of this 1573-nucleotide messenger RNA. RefSeq names its product endonuclease, polyU-specific 2 (gene endou2). Lineage: Eukaryota; Metazoa; Chordata; Actinopteri; Pleuronectiformes; Pleuronectidae. The transcript has 7 exons. Gene Ontology annotation, molecular function: RNA endonuclease activity. The record is from RefSeq and is a predicted model, not a curated record. The coding region runs from base 623 to 1471 and encodes 282 amino acids.
AUCAGCUAUAUUCCCUAAUUCAAAUGUGCAUUUUAUGUCGAUUUUUUUGUUGCUCUUUCCCGUUCUUUAUGCAAACUCUCCUUUAGUAUAUCUUGUUACCUGGACCAUGACCCAUAUUUACCCUGUGCUCCAGAGGUUAUGCUGUGACAGAGAGAGAAACAAUGAAAGACUAAAGAAACAAAGAGCCCACGUUGUAGCCUGAGACUGAAAAGAGACGACAACAUGGUGUAAAGCCCUUUGGUUAGAGUUGCUGACUGGGGAUAACCCUUUAAAACGGCCCCUCUCCCCUGUCCUGUCCACUGCUGCCUCGUGCUCUCUGUCCAUCCCCCCCAAACCCUGCCUGUCUUUCUCCAUACACACUGACCCAGCGGCCGGACUGUUUCCAUGCCCUCAAAGACACCUGCUCUCACAAACACAGGGGAGCAGCACAAGCAGCAUCUGACCAGCAGCACGGUGGAACGUCCCUGACCCUUGUGACCAGCAGCGGGUUUCACCUCACUCCACCACAAAGUUGAGACUAGACUUUUAACAGUUUCCACAAAAAAAAGAGACGUGACCGGAAAACACAACCGUCCCCGGCUGACCCACUGCAGCAGCAGCAACACAACCCAUCGGUCGCAUCAUGAUGGAGAGCGAUAGAGAGCUGUCGGCCAUGGUGCAGGAGCUGUGGGACAAUGAUGUCAACCGACUCAAACCAGGAAAAGACUACAGGAUCUCCCUGCAGGGCAAAGCUGGAGACAGCAUGUCCAUAAACGACGACAACGACGGAGCGGGAUAUCCUCUGUUUACGUUUGUUGACGAGAACAUUUUCAAAAAGGAGACCUUUCUGGCCUUUAUUUCCCUGCUGGAUAACUACGUGAGUGACACUGGCGAGCCAGAGAUUGUAACCCCAGAGGAGGUGGCAGAAAACCACAAGUUCCUGGACUCCAUCAUUCAGACUCCCACCAUGAAGAUAGCUCAUAAAUACCUGGUAGAGAAGCACCUCUCUCCUGCGGAUACGACAAAAUUCAAGGAGCAGCUGUACAUGAUCUGGUUUGAACUCUAUGCCAGGAAGGGAUCCAGCAGGCCGGACUCUUCGGGGUUCGAACACGUGUUCGUUGGAGAGACGAGAGGAGGCCGGACUGUAAUUGGCUUUCACAACUGGAUCCAGCUCUACCUGCAGGAGAAGCUGGGACACAUCGAUUACAAAGGCUACAGCGUCACUGCACAUUCCCCCCAGCCUGACGAGAACAAACACAUCCUGGCCCUUCAGUUCAGCUGGAAGAACGGUAUUAAGCCCAAGGGCAGCAUCUUCAUCGGCGUCAGUCCCGAGUUCGAGUUCGCCCUCUACACCCUCUGUUUCCUCACCUCGCCCAAUGAGCGCGUCAAAGUCCAGUUCAGUUUCUACGAUGUGGAGAUCGUUUGCCACCACUACAACCAAAAGCACAUAGGCACCACCUACCCUGUGCUCCUCAAGUACCAGAACCUUUAGUAGCCCGACCUGGAUAUCAAUUUGCAUCACACAAAAAUGUCACAGGUAUUGUUGUUGCCUUUUUAUUUUAGAUAAAGAUACAAUAAAACCUUACAAGACCCA